Molecule: messenger RNA, 1925 nt
Organism: Rhododendron vialii
Lineage: Eukaryota; Viridiplantae; Streptophyta; Magnoliopsida; Ericales; Ericaceae
Product: F-box/FBD/LRR-repeat protein At1g13570-like
Exons: 4
Coding region: 310-1614 (434 amino acids)
Molecular function (GO): protein binding
Source: RefSeq, a predicted model, not a curated record
GUGGGGUGAGCGAUCGAUUCGGCCGUUAAUCUCGCAAUCGUCAAGUCGGAAAUCCGAGCCGUUGCAGCAUCUCCCCCACUGCCAAGCAUUAACAAAAAACUGCUCUCUUGCCAAACCUCCUUCCCGUUUCUUGACGCAGUUAGGGCACGAUCAAAGAGGCUUCCAUCUAUCACUUCCCCAGUCGGUUCCAUGGUCGAUCUAGUUCUCGAAAAGCCCGAAAUCUGGAAGUGUUAUGAACUACUGUAAGGGAGGCUUACUGCUAUGAUUUGAUUCCCUUUUCUGAUGCUUUCUAAAUUACGAUAAUCAGAAAUGAAGAACAUGUGCGGUUCAUUCUCGGAUGGUAUUAGUAAUCUUCCUAAUAUUGUAAUUGAAAAGAUCUUAGUACUUAUGCCCCUACGAGAUGCAGUGAGAACAAGUCUUUUGUCAAAGAAAUGGAGGUACAACUGGAUAACUAUUCCGGAACUUGUAUUUGAUGAUACUUCACUAGUGGAUCCUUCCCCGAUUUUUUCUCGCCAACGAUUGCCACCAGACCAACUCUCAAGUCGAAACAGAUUAUUUGCCACUAUAUACCAUGUUCUAUUACUUCACCGUGGAGCAAUACUUAAGUUCAUUCUUUCUAUAUCUGAACUCAAAAGCUGUUCCGAAAUUGACGCCUUGAUAACCAUUUUGUCAAGCAAUGGUAUCCAGGAACUUGCCCUGAAAAUUUGGAAGGGUGACCCUCAUAAAUUGCCUCCAUCUCUAUUUUCUUUUCAACAACUGACGCAUUUGAAUCUCCAAUUCUGUGUAUUAAAACUCCCAACAACCUUUAAGGGAUUUCCUAGGAUGGUUUGCCUGGAGCUUCAUAAAGUGAUCAUCACUGCAGACAAGUUUCAAACUUUUAUUUCUAGUUGCCCAAUACUUGAACAACUGACGUUUGAAAGUUCCACGUGUUUUGACUUUAUUGGAAUUGAUGCUCCUAAUCUUAAGGUCCUAAGCUUCAUUGGGAUUUUCAAAUCUCUUAAGGUCAAGAAUGCACCUCAUCUUGCAAACUUCUCAAUAGAUUCAAAAGCUUCGGUAGGCAUAGUGGAAAGAGGAGGAGAUAAAUUUGGCUGGGCUGGUUUUUUCGAUAGUCUACCUGUUCUUAAGAAUCUACAUAUGGGUGGUCAAUAUCUGAUGUCAUUGGGUGAAGCAGGCUUAGGAAGGAGGCUUCUUACAUCAUGGGGCCUUAAUUUCCUAGAAUUAUCUGAUGUUCGCCUUGGGGUACAAGUUGUUUGCUGGACUGUUUUGGGGUUGAUUAAAAUCUCUCCAAAAUUGCGUAAAGUGAUAAUCAAGCCAAUUACAACAGGUAAUGAAUAUGAAGUUGCUGUACUGAAAUAUUGUGAAGUGAAUAUGAACAGAUCAAAGUUCUAUCUGAACCAUCUUCGAGAGGUGGAGAUGUGUCUUGUAUCUGGUACACCAAUUGAAUUACAGUUCAUGAAGCUUCUAUUAGCUAAAUCCCGUGUAUUGGAGAGCAUGGUUGUCAAGCCAGAUCCGGCUAAGGUUUUUGAUGGAGGACUGACGAUCUUGAAAGAGUUGUCACAAUUUCAGCGCUUGUCACCCAAGGCGAAAAUCAUGUACAAAGAUACAAAUAAAUGAAAUCCAAGUUUAGCUAUGUCAUUGCAACGAGGAUACAUAGAGGUGGUGCGAAAUUUGUUGGUUUUUGUAAGCUGACUCUCAUAUUAAAGCAACUAGCCGACUUUUAUAAAUGAUGCAAUUGGUUUUGAUGGAAGCAAUGUUUUGUUUGUUUGUGGCUUUCGAAUUUACAAAAAAUAAUGGCGGGACCUUCUUUCCCCUUCGAGAAAAUCGACUCUUUCUGGGUAUGUGAGAUGGUACUUCUUUGCAGGUGGUUGUAAAUUGAUGAGGCAUGGUAUUAUCAUUGUGAAAUUUGCAGGAUAAUACUACAUAUU